CCACAGGGCGGCAAUAUGAGACACCCUCCAAUGAAAACUGGCCGCCUGGGGCACAUAGGACAGACAAGGUGUAGGUAUACCCGUGCUGUUCUUGUUGCCGCUUGACUCUUGCGAGCUGGGACACCUGUCUUCAACAAAACAACUUUGUAACUGGAACUGAAAUGAAUGGGCAAUUGAAAAAUACUUGGUAUGAGAGUAUUUUGCUAAAAGAUGAGAAAGCAUCCUGAUAUUUUGAUAUUGGUGUGUUCUUCUCUCCCUAUUUCACCAGUAACAAGGGAUAAAUACAUAGUAUGAACCAUAAUAUAACAUUUAAUUAUCUUGUUUCAGCAAAUACCUAGACCCCACCCCUGCCUUUGUAUUACUACAGUAAAUCUUGGUUCUGAGUUUGACUCGCAUGUUCACACAGUGUAACUUGUAUUCAGCAUCUGUUUGUUCACUUCUGAGCAGGUUGCCAUGUUUCAAAAAUUCCCUGCCUGCUGUGGAGAUCACUCAGCUAUUUUAGGAGAGCCAAAGCAAUGGGCAGCAGUGUUGCUUGACAUCUUGACUGUUAUACUUAAUUGCUGGUGUAGGCAGCUGCAGCAACUGGGCUUUUGAGAUCUUAGUUAGUGGGAAGGCGGGGGGGGAGGGUGAAUAAAGAGGGCAAUAAGCAGGCAGAUAUUGUUUUUAUUUUCCUUCCUUUUUGGUUAAUGUGCCUAUUGUACAUCUUCUCCCCCCCCUCCCCGCCCCCAGCUUAACAGGUUGAAAUUAGACAGAAACUUGCCUCUGAUUUUCUUUGACCUUUUUCAAUAGGUUGAAAUAGGCUCCCCUUCACCUAAUAUCACAGAAGGGGAAGUAGUAGGAGUGGUGCUGUUAUACUGGGGGUGGUGGUGGUGGAAAGAAGGCCAAAGAGCUGGAACUAAACAUGGUAAGAUCUUGUAGGAGUCAGCUUUUUGUUUUCUGCCUUAAGCUUUUCAGUAAGAAUAAAUGUAAUUUGAAGCAUGUGAUACAGAUAACAUUUGAGAAUAAUACCCUCUUGGCUGAAGUUUGUCACGUUUUAUCUUAAGAUCUGAGAAUCGCCUCUCUUCUAAAUGUCUGCCAAGUGUGGGAUAUGUUCCUGGUUUGGGUAUGGGGGAGGUAGAGGAUUAUUCUCUCCUACAAAAAAGGUCUAAAUCUUUUUAUAGCAAAUAGUUGUUAGUUAGAUGAGUUUGGCAAAGUUGACUGUCUUAUUCUUGCUGUUAACUUGGUACUCAUUUUGUACAAAAAGUGUCUUGGUUUAGACAGGCUUUUUUAGUAUAUUAAACGGCGUGCUUGAUCAAAUGUGUGUAAUGGGAUGCACUAGUUAACUUCUGCCACUCUUGUUCCCUAAGCUUUAGAACUGCAAGCCUGGGCACUGAGGGACUCUCACAGAAGCGGGACUGUGGGCAGGCCCUUGCAUCCAUGCUGGAUGACUUCAGUGGGAUUUGGCUAGCAACUCUUCAGUGGGCAGAAAUGCGACUUAACCUUUAAGAUAAGACUUCUCCCCUUUGCCCCUGUUAUCUAUUUAGCAACGUGCUGUUCUGUUGGCUGUGUAUCUUUCCUCAUUUGUCUGCUGUGUGUUUGUAUGUACACCAACACAUCAUGUGUAUGAUCAGGGAAGAUGCCUGUUUACUUCAGCAUGAGAGAAUAUUGUAUCGCUUAACUUUUGAAACAGAAGGAAGGAGAAGGUAUUGUGUUGACCAAACUACUUAAUUGCUCCCCACUGUUGUAAAAUCCCUCAAGAGUCACUGGCUGUAAGAUGUCCUUUAUCACUUAGAAUAAUCUUUUAAGCUAACUAAGUAUGAAUGCAUGUAUAUGCUUGCUUUCUUCUAAUACAUAGUACAUACCAGAUUUUGUAACUGGAAGUUCUUACUUUGUUACAUAUUCUUGCAAGAGCUGAUUUUUCCAAUUCCCUUGUUUCAGAGCUGUAACGCUGGGAACUUCCACUAAAAAUUUACUUCUGUGGUUGUUGAUAUUGAGUCCCUUGCUUUGCUUUUUGUCAGACGUGGCCAGUGCAGGCUGCUAAUUCUUUGAGCCCCCACUGCUCAGACCUCCUCCACUACAAAUCUGUGGCACUGUAAGAGCUGCUCACGUGGAAGCACUUUUCUAAUAACAGUUGCUUGUACCUGCCUCUGCAGUGCCUAGCUGUGGCCGGGGAGGGGGGAGGGGGAAGAUGCCCCCAGACACCAGGUGGUUGUCUUCAAAGCUUCCUGCCCGGUGGAACCAGCAGGAAGAUCUGAUGUGUGACCAUUCUGUAGAGGAGCCAGUAAGAAAGUGAAAGGUGGGGGGAGUCAAACAGUGCAGAUGGGCAAAAUAUUGCGAACUGUGUAGAAGGGGGACAGGAAAGACAGGAAGUGAAAACAUGAAAAGCAAGGCAAGCCUUGUUGCAAGUUAAGGAUCUGAACUGUAGGAAGACUAACUAGUUCAAAUACUGAUCCUGGAAAUGAGGUACUACAGAAACACUGCCCUCUUGGUGAGGAAGAGGGAGGGAAAUGAGCAUGGGAAGACAUUCUGUAGGAGAAGGAUUGUGACCCUGAGAAAUAUGAAUUUGAGGAACUAUGCUAAGACCUAGUGUUCUACUGUUUCUCAACAUCAUUUUUAAUCCUAGGUUGUCAACUUGCAAGCCAGUGUUUGUGCUUCAACUAUGCAAGCGUCUAAGGAAUAAUAAUUAAAAACAAAAGAUAGUUUUGAAGUCUGUACUCUGCUAGCCAAAAUCUUAAAAUGGGGUGGACCAACACAUUUUUCUUGGCCAGGCUGAAAGUACGCCAAUUGCCUCAGCUACUAGUAAAUGGUGAUAACCACCAACCGGAUCACAGGGUUGGUACAGUAGGCCUCACUAAACUUAGCUGCAACUAAGAAUUUCUCCUACAUCAACUGAGUUAAGGCUGAUGCUCUUGUGGAAUGUGGAUUAAAAGUGCGUGCUAAGUUCCAAAUUUCCAUUUGAGAAGCGGAGAAAGUAAAUGUACCACAACCACCAGCAUCAGGACAGCAAACCAAGGGACAAAGAAUUUGAUCCGCAGUGUUGAUAAAUGUUAACUGGUUCACGUGUUGCUUAAAAGACGUUUGCUGGGGGGCGAGAACUGGACAUCAGCUGUGCGAAGUCAUUUUGUUUACAAUCAUGAGGGCUUCUUUGGAAACAGCAGACAUUGCCAUUGUGGCGCUGUACUUCGUGCUUGUAAUGUGCAUAGGUUUUUUUGCCAUGUGGAAAUACAAUCGAAGCACCGUAAGUGGCUACUUCUUGGCAGGGCGUUCUAUGACCUGGGUAGCUAUUGGUGCAUCUUUAUUUGUGAGCAAUAUCGGAAGUGAACAUUUCAUUGGGCUCGCAGGAUCUGGAGCAGCAAGUGGAUUUGCAGUAGGUGCAUGGGAAUUCAACGCCUUAAUGCUUUUGCAGCUUUUAGGAUGGGUCUUCGUCCCUGUCUACAUCCGGUCAGGAGUGUACACCAUGCCUGAAUACUUGUCCAAGCGUUUUGGAGGGCAUAGAAUUCAAAUAUAUUUUGCAGCAUUGUCUCUGCUUCUUUAUAUCUUCACCAAACUUUCAGUUGACUUGUAUUCAGGGGCGCUUUUUAUUCAAGAAUCUCUAGGUUGGAACCUCUAUUUGUCAGUUAUCCUCCUUAUUGGAAUGACUGCACUGUUGACUGUGACCGGAGGUCUUGUGGCUGUCAUCUACACAGACACGCUUCAAGCUCUGCUUAUGAUUAUUGGUGCCCUCACACUUAUGAUCAUAAGUAUUACGAAGGUUGGUGGGUUUGAAGAAGUUAAAAAAAGGUACAUGUUAGCAUCACCAAAUAUUACGUCUAUCUUGUUAACCUACAACAUUUCUAAUACCAAUUCCUGCAAUGUCGACCCAAAGCCUGAUGCUCUUAAAAUGUUGCGCGAGCCAACAGAUGAAGAUAUUCCCUGGCCUGGAUUUCUGUUGGGACAGACUCCAGCUUCUGUCUGGUACUGGUGUGCUGAUCAAGUCAUAGUGCAGAGAGUUUUAGCAGCAAAAAACAUUGCUCAUGCCAAAGGAUCCACUCUGAUGGCAGGCUUCUUAAAGUUACUGCCAAUGUUUAUUAUAGUUGUUCCAGGGAUGAUUUCACGAAUACUGUUUGCAGAUGAUAUCGCCUGUAUUAAUCCAGAACACUGUUUUCAAGUCUGCGGAAGCAGAGCUGGAUGCUCUAACAUUGCCUACCCACGUUUGGUGAUGAAACUCGUACCGGUUGGUCUGCGGGGACUUAUGAUGGCUGUGAUGAUUGCUGCACUGAUGAGUGACUUGGACUCUAUAUUCAGAAGAGUCUUUGUGGCUUUCAUGGUAGUUAUAAGCAUUGCCUGGGUUCCCAUAAUAGUAGAAAUGCAAGGAGGCCAGAUGUACCUUUAUAUUCAAGAGGUGGCAGACUAUUUGACUCCACCAGUGGCUGCUCUGUUUCUUAUGGGUAUCUUUUGGAAGCGUUGCAAUGAGCAGGGGGCGUUCUAUGGUGGAAUGGCUGGGUUUGCUCUGGGAGCGAUACGGUUGGUACUGGCUUUUAUCUAUCGUGCUCCAGAGUGUAACCAGCCGGAUACUAGGCCCGGCUUUAUCAAAAACGUCCAUUACAUGUAUGUUGCUACCGCUCUGUUCUGGAUCACUGGAAUUGUGACCUUCAUAGUAAGCCUCCUAACACCGCCGCCUACAAAGGAGCAGGUUCGAACGACCACUUUUUGGGCUGUGAAAAACAGAAAUGUAAAAGAGAAUACUGCAAAGGGGGAGCUGUACAAAGUGCAAGAAAAGAGCAUCUUAAAAUGCAAUGAGAACGCUAAUCACAUCAUUCCAAACGGCAGAUCUGAAGAAAAUCUUAAAAAUAUUAAGCCUGAGGAUAUCAAUCUUCUGGUAACUUGCAGAGAUGACAGCAACCCAGUGAUUUCUCUAAGUCACUCUGAAGUCGAGACACCAGUUGAUUGUUAUUCGAACGGACAAGCGGCUUUGAUGGGUGAGAAAAAGCACGAGGAAGAAACUGAUGAUAGCGAGAGACAUUUGAAAUUCAUAGAUUGGUUCUGUGGCUUUAAAAGUAAAAACAUGAACAAGAGAGCUGUUCGGGAGAUCGAGGAAGAGACUGUUUGUUUACAAAUGCUGGAAGAGACUCCAAAAGUUAAACUAUUACUAAAUACUGGACUGGUCUGUGUCUGUUCGCUUGGAAUAUUCAUGUUUGUCUAUUUCUCUUUGUGAGUGAAUAGUGAACUUUUAAGGGUAUGGCUAAACAUACAGAAGUUGAUACAGGUCUCUGGAGUUUUUUUUUUUUUCUUUUCUUUUCUUUUUUCUGAAUAACAUAACCGCAACCCAGGCAUUGUUUACGCUAUAAUUGUCAAAUCAACUUUAGCCAAUUUAGAGACCAUUUGAGACAUGUUGUGCUAUCUCUGCUGAAGGCAGAGAUACUGUUGUGUACUGUCUCUUUUUCCUUUUUCCCUUUUGGUCCCUCCCCCCCCCAUAUGCAGUACUAACCUUUUUUCUUUCCAGGUAUACAUAAAUAAAUAUACCAAAGGCAGGCAGGUGGCUGUGUUUGAGGUCAGUCAGUUACAAAGCUCAGUCAGCAUUGAGGUGAAGACAAGAAGUAAUCAUUUACUUAAGUGUAAAAUCUAAAUGACUAAAGCUGUGUUGGAAGACUUUAAAUGCAAGACUGAUGCACAUCAUUGUACAGGUGUUCUUUGUUAUGUAGCUGUAUUACCUUGGCCAAAUUAACGCUUACUAAUUUUGCUCACUGCUUCUAGUUGUUUUUUUUUUUUUUUUCUAGUUUCUCAGUUCUUAUGGGAACAAUAAUAUUUUGUUUCAUUAUAUAGUAUUUAGAACAUGAUAUCUGUUAGCAGCUUUUUGCCAUUUUUCUCUGUAAGGAAAGGUUUGUCUAACUUUUGAUUUUAGCCGCUGUAAAUGCCAUUAUAGAAAAAUUGCUAUAUUUAAGAAAAAAAGGAAGAAAAAAAAACCUGGAGAGGAUAAACGGGCAGUUGAGGAGAGUGGGAAAAGAAUAUUCUCUUUACUUGGGUUUUGUAGUACAUACAAAUGCAAGAAUAUAUAUUCAACACCUUCUUCAGUCCCCAAACCUUUAGCCUUGUUUUUCCAUUUACAUAAUUAGGGUUAGCUGCUUAUUAGGGAAAAAAAUUACACAUACCUUCUACCAUGUGGAAAAAAAGAGAUGUGUGAGGCUAGCCUUUGCCUAUCCUUGGUUUGGUAAACACACUGAAAAAUAACUCUUCUCCUUUGCUAUGUGUAGCUAAAGGAAGUACUCUGCAACCCUGUCGCUGCCACAUAGUGAGUCUGUGUGAGGGGAGGAAAAGUGGGAAAGAGGUGGAAGUGGUCCUUAUUUUCCAGAGUCCUUUUACCUAUUGUCUUCUCCUGCUUCCCCUCUUGCCCCAUAUCACACCUGUUUUUAGGAGUGACUAGUGAGGGAUUCUGUGCGGGAGAUAGAAAGCGAACGCUGCAGUAGUCUGCGUUGUUGCUGAUUGAGGUCUUUGCAAAAAGUGAAACUUUUCCCAGGCAAGCACAGAAGAUGAGAGGUCCUGAGGUACUAAAGUUCCUUUUUCCCAAAGGAUGGAUAGCCAAGGCGGUUUCCACUUCUACAGGACUUCUGUGCGCAGAUAGCUAAUGGAGUUCAGCAGACUGAAAGGCUGCAGCACUAGGUCCUAAAUCUUCUCUUCAAUUUCUCUUCCACUUCCCCUUUGUAAAAUAGCGUGCCACCAUCCUGGAUACUCUCAUCCUUACGAUUGAGCAGCACUUUGAGCUCAGUAGCCCUGACUUACUGAAGCUUCUGUCUGGCUACAUGUGUUUUCGCAAACUAAACAAAGUGAGGACCUGUUCUCCGGCCUUGAGAGCAGCUGACACAGUCUGGCCACACUGUUAAACUCUCUCAGCCUCCAAAACGGAGUGGUCAUAUCCAGGCUGCCUUUGAGAGGGAUACCUGCAGUUGUCUUAACUCCUGAGCUUGUCUUGGGAAUUGUUUGGGAGAGUGCCCACUGGAGAGCAGUGCGGGGGACCCUGCUAACAGUUUAUUAGCGUAAAAGAGUCCCAGAAUGUUUCCCUGGCGCUAAUUUGCUAAUAUAUACAAGACCUAAACCCUAGUGGGUGAAUUAGUUCUGUGGAGAUUGAAUUUGGGUAAUUCCUGCCAUUGACUGCUGGAGAAAUUUUGUUUUCCAGUAUAGUGGUCCUGUAAGAUAUAGGCUGUCUAAAUAGCUUUUGGUAGUAUGAUAUGCAAUACACACUAUCAGAUAAACGGGCUAACUUCCAGUUUUGUGUUUGUGUGUGUUGUGUUUUUGUUUUUUUUUAAGCAAACGAGUCCUGUUAUUUCUGAGGUUUUAAACAGAGGACAAGAUGUCCCACCUUUCUCUGCUUUAUUUAGUUGUUGCCACUGGAAAAUAGAAUACUGUAGCUGGAAAUACGGUAGUAAGUGUAGGAGCUGUAUUGAAAUAAAUACAUGUGGCAGAGGAGAGAAGAGUUACCAUACCUGAGUCUUGAUGUUAAUAUCGGUGUGACAAGACGCAUCUUCUUACGUUUGGUGUGGCUGGCUUCAUUCAGAAAAAUAGUUUUGAAUCCUUUCUAAAGAUCAAAUUCUAGUCUGUGAAAUACAAUGUCAAUGGAAACUCAGGUCCAUUCAUCAGUGGAGUGAGGUAGGGAAGGAUGAUCCUGAAAGCAGAGAGAGUAAAACGUAGUUAACUUUCUGUGUGUGAUGAAGUAACCUAGGGCAAAACAUGUCUGAUCCCUGUGGGAUGAGGAGUAACAAUUUGCGGAGGGUAAGAAGAAGUAUCAGAGCAGCAGUAUCUUCUUAAAAGGCUAUGAUCUGGCUAAUAUGCCUAGUUUGGUACAGG
Molecule: messenger RNA, 7797 nt
Organism: Struthio camelus australis
Lineage: Eukaryota; Metazoa; Chordata; Aves; Struthioniformes; Struthionidae
Source: RefSeq, a predicted model, not a curated record